Daucus carota subsp. sativus is the source of this 6571-nucleotide messenger RNA. RefSeq names its product DExH-box ATP-dependent RNA helicase DExH14. NCBI's taxonomy places the organism in Eukaryota, Viridiplantae, Streptophyta, Magnoliopsida, Apiales, Apiaceae. Bases 88 to 6369 code for a protein of 2093 amino acids. The record is from RefSeq and is a predicted model, not a curated record. The transcript is spliced from 49 exons. Gene Ontology annotation, molecular function: nucleic acid binding; ATP hydrolysis activity; ATP binding.
ACUUGCGACACAAAUGAACAAGUGCAAACAGAAGAUUGAUAAGUAGAAGCUAGCUUGAUAAUACCAAAUUCUAGGGUUUAUCAGAAGAUGUUGAUUCAACUUCCUCGAUUAACGAACUCACUUAGAGAUCCAUUUGAUGCUGAUGAAGCUUAUUUACAACGCAAAUUGCAUCUUCAAAACCUGAUUAAUAAACGCAGUUCUGCAAGUUCACUAAAAGAAUCAGAACUCGCCAGGAAGAUUGUGUAUAAAUGGGAUGAAGCUUCUAGUGAGGUUAGACAAGCGUACAAACAGUUUAUUGGUGCAGUGGUUGAGUUGAUCGGAGGGGAGGUGGUUGACGAAGAGUUUAGAGAAGUUGCAUUGACUGUGUAUAGAAUUUUUUGUCACCAUGUCGAAGAGCAAGAGGAAUAUAGACGAAUUAAGAAACAUAGGGAGGAAUUGGACAAACUACUUGGCCGUGUUGUUCCAGAUGCAAGUCUGCAUAAAGUGUCUUUAUUAGCACAAAGGCUUUUAUCAUUGCAACCUAAUACUUCAGAUGCAGUUUCCCUUCUAGAGAAUCAAAUAAAUGGAACUGGUGAUGAUAUGGAAUUUGGUGCGGAUCUUGUUUUUAAACCCCCAUCUCGGUUUCUGGUUGAUGUUUCUCUUGAGUACGAAGAUUUGCUAGAGGAAAGCACUUCAAAUUCUUCGAUUCCGCAGGGAUGGUAUGAGAAUGACAAUAAUGCAAAUUACCAUCCUGAAAGUGUUGGGGGAAACUUUGACUUGAAUUGGUUAAGAGAUGCUUGUGAUCUGAUAGUCAAGGGAAGUAAUUCACAACUACCUCGAGAUGAAUUGGCUAUGGCUAUCUGCAGGGUUCUUGAUUCGGAGAAACCUGGGGAUGAGAUAGCUGGUGACCUGUUGGAUCUCGUUGGUGAUAGUGCAUUUGAAACAGUGCAAGACCUUAUAACUCAUAGGAAGGAACUUGUUGAUGCUGUUCAUCAUGGGAUGUUUGUGUUGAAGUCUGACCAAAAGGUCCCGGGUUCUCAGUCACGCAUGCCUAGUUAUGGUACUCAGGUGACAGUGCAGACAGAAUCGGAGAGGCAAAUUGAUAAACUUCGGCGCAAGGAAGGGAAGAAACAGAGACGUGGGACUGAUCAAGGGAAUGACAAUGAGUUAUCUUCCAUGAGUUUUGGUUCCUUAAUUCAAGCGAGCGAGAAAAAAAGUAUUUUUGAUGAUCUGAUUGGUACUGGUGGAGAGUCCAAUGCUACUGCCCUGCCUCAAGGCACGGUGAAGAAGCAUUAUAAGGGAUAUGAAGAAGUUACAAUUCCUCCAACACAAACAGCACCAAUGAAGCCUGGGGAAAAACUGAUUGAGAUAAAGGAGUUAGAUGACUUUGCUCAAGCUGCUUUCCAGGGUUACAAGUCCCUGAACCGCAUUCAGAGCAGAAUCUUCCAAACAACAUAUAAUACUAAUGAAAACAUUCUUGUUUGUGCUCCAACAGGAGCUGGAAAAACAAAUAUCGCCAUGAUUGCUGUUCUACAUGAGAUUGGACAGCACUUCAAGGAUGGGUACUUGCAUAAAGAUGAAUUUAAGAUUGUCUAUGUUGCUCCUAUGAAGGCACUAGCUGCAGAAGUUACAAGAACUUUUGGUCAUCGAUUAGGUCCUUUAAACAUGAUUGUGAAAGAACUCACUGGGGAUAUGCAACUCUCGAAGAAUGAACUAGAAGAAACCCAGAUGAUAGUUACAACGCCUGAGAAAUGGGAUGUCAUUACGCGCAAAAGCAGUGACAUGUCUCUCUCAAUGUUGGUUAAACUGCUCAUCAUUGAUGAAGUACAUCUUCUAAAUGAUGACAGGGGCCCUGUAAUAGAAGCAUUGGUUGCUCGAACUCUUCGUCAGGUAGAAUCUACCCAGAGUAUGAUAAGGAUUGUGGGACUAUCAGCUACCCUACCCAAUUAUCUGGAGGUUGCACAAUUUCUGAGGGUAAAUCCUGAAGCCGGACUAUUCUUUUUUGAUUCUAGCUAUCGUCCAGUACCUCUUGCACAACAGUAUAUUGGAAUUAGCGAACCAAAUUUUCGUGCACGUAUUGAGCUUCAGAAUGAAAUUUGCUACAAGAAGGUAGUGGAUUCAUUGAAGAACGGGUACCAGGCUAUGGUUUUUGUUCAUUCCAGGAAAGACACAGGAAAAACAGCCGAAAAACUGGUUGAACUUGCCAAGAUUAAUGAGGACCAUGAGCUAUUCAGGAAUGAAGACCACCCACAAUAUCAAUUACUGAAGAAGGAUGUUUUGAAGUCGAGAAAUAGGGAACUUGUACAGCUCUUUGAUAAUGGAGUUGGUAUCCAUCAUGCUGGGAUGUUACGUUCUGAUAGAGGCUUGACUGAAAAGCUAUUUUCCGAGGGACUCUUAAAGGUUCUUGUUUGCACAGCAACUUUAGCAUGGGGUGUAAACUUACCUGCUCAUACUGUCGUCAUAAAGGGUACUCAAUUGUAUGAUCCUAAGGCUGGUGGAUGGCGAGAUCUGGGCAUGCUUGAUGUUAUGCAGAUUUUUGGACGUGCUGGACGACCCCAAUUUGACAAAAGUGGGGAAGGCAUCAUUAUUACAUCUCAUGACAAACUAGCCUACUAUCUACGAUUGUUAACAAGUCAACUUCCAAUAGAGAGUCAGUUUAUCAGCUCCUUAAAGGACAAUUUAAAUGCCGAGGUGGCAUUGGGUACAGUAACAAAUGUCAAGGAAGCUUGUGCUUGGCUUGGUUACACAUAUCUCUUUAUAAGGAUGAAAAUGAAUCCUCUAGCAUAUGGCAUUGGUUGGGAUGAGGUAAUUGCAGAUCCUUCUUUAAGUUUGAAGCAAAGAUCUCUUGUCACGGAUGCUGCGCGUUCACUUGAUAAAGCUAAAAUGAUGCGGUUUGAUGAGAAGAGUGGCAAUUUUUACUGUACAGAGCUGGGUCGUAUUGCUAGUCAUUUUUAUAUUCAGUAUUCUAGUGUUGAAACAUAUAAUGAAAUGUUGAGACGCCACAUGAAUGACAGUGAGGUGAUUGACAUGGUGGCCCAUUCUUCUGAAUUUGAGAAUAUUGUUGUUAGAGAUGAGGAGCAAAACGAAUUAGAAAAAUUGGCUCAGACAUCAUGCCCCCUGGAAGUUAAAGGUGGUCCUCCAAGUAAGCAUGGAAAAGUAUCUAUUCUCAUACAGUUGUAUAUUUCUCGGGGUUCAAUUGAUUCUUUCUCCUUAAUAUCUGAUGCUGCCUAUAUAAGUGCUAGCCUGGGCCGUAUUAUGAGAGCUCUAUUUGAGAUAUGCUUGCGCAGAGGGUGGUGCGAAAUGACUUCUUUUAUGUUGGAAUAUUGUAAGGCUGUGGAUCGUCAAAUUUGGCCCCAUCAACACCCUCUGAGACAAUUCGACAAGGAUAUUUCUUUGGAUAUACUGAGGAAGCUUGAAGAACGAGGAGCCGACUUGGAUCACCUCCAUGAAAUGCAGGACAAAGACAUUGGUGUUUUGAUACGUUAUGCACCUGGAGGAAGGUUGGUGAAACAAUACCUGAGCAACUUUCCAUCAGUGCAAUUAUCUGCUACUGUAAGUCCAAUUACCAGGACUGUUCUGAAGGUUGACUUGCUCAUAACACCAGAUUUUGUGUGGAAGGAUCGCUUUCAUGGUUCUUCGGAACGGUGGUGGAUACUUGUUGAGGAUUCGGAAAAUGAUCACAUCUACCAUUCAGAACUAUUCACACUAACAAAGCGGAUGGCUAGAAGUGAAGCACAAAAGCUAACAUUCACGGUCCCAAUUUUUGAACCACAUCCUCCUCAAUAUUACAUUCGUGCUGUUUCUGAUUCCUGGUUGCAAGCAGAAGCUCUGUAUGCUAUAUCUUUUCACAACCUAGCACUUCCAGAGGGUCAUACCUCUCACACCGAACUUCUAGAUCUGAAACCUCUUCCUGUGACUGCACUUGGAAACAAGGCUUACGAGGCAUUAUAUACUUUUUCACACUUCAAUCCAAUUCAAACCCAGGCGUUUCAUGUGCUAUAUCACACCGAGAACAAUGUCCUUUUAGGGGCUCCAACUGGAAGUGGAAAGACAAUAUCUGCUGAGCUUGCUAUGCUUCAUCUAUUCAAUUCCCAGCCUGAUAUGAAGGUUAUAUACAUAGCGCCACUAAAGGCUAUUGUUCGAGAAAGGAUGAACGAUUGGAAGAAGCGUCUUGUUUCUCAACUCGGCAAAAAGAUGGUUGAAAUGACUGGGGAUUUUACACCAGAUAUGAUGGCUCUUAUGUCAGCGGAUAUUAUAAUAUCAACUCCUGAGAAGUGGGAUGGUAUUAGUCGUAACUGGCAUAGUAGAGGAUAUGUCACAAAGGUAGGACUCGUGAUUUUGGACGAAAUUCACUUGCUGGGAGCUGACCGUGGACCCAUUCUUGAGGUUAUUGUUUCUAGGAUGAGAUACAUAUCUUCACAAACAGAACGAUCAGUUCGUUUUGUUGGCCUUUCAACAGCAUUAGCAAAUGCACAUGAUUUGUCUGACUGGCUUGGUGUGGGGGAAAAUGGCUUGUUUAAUUUCAAGCCCAGUGUGAGGCCUGUGCCUCUAGAGGUUCAUAUCCAGGGAUAUCCCGGGAAGUUUUACUGUCCAAGGAUGAACAGUAUGAAUAAACCUACAUAUGCAGCUAUUAGUACUCAUUCACCAACAAAACCAGUUUUAAUAUUUGUGUCAUCUCGUCGUCAAACAAGGCUGACUGCUCUGGAUCUCAUUCAGUUUGCAGCUUCAGAUGAGCACCCAAGGCAGUUCUUGAGCAUGGCAGAAGAAGCGCUACAAAUGAUUGUUUCUCAGGUUGCUGAUCAGAACUUAAGGCAUACAUUGCAAUUUGGCAUUGGUUUGCAUCAUGCAGGUUUAAAUGACAAAGACAGAUCUUUGGUGGAAGAACUUUUUGCCAAUAAUAAGAUUCAGGUAUUGGUUUGCACGAGCACAUUGGCAUGGGGAGUAAAUCUUCCUGCACAUCUGGUCAUUAUUAAGGGAACAGAGUUCUAUGAUGCAAAAUCCAAGCGAUAUGUUGAUUUUCCUAUCACAGAUAUAUUGCAGAUGAUGGGUCGAGCAGGUCGGCCACAGUAUGAUCAACAUGGGAAAGCUGUCAUUCUUGUUCAUGAACCCAAAAAGAGCUUCUACAAAAAGUUCCUGUACGAGCCAUUUCCAGUUGAGAGUAGUCUGAGAGAACAGCUACAUGAUCACAUGAACGCAGAAAUAGUUUCCGGGACAAUAUCUCAUAAAGAAGAUGCUGUGCAUUAUCUCACUUGGACUUAUCUGUUCCGUAGAUUGACAGUCAAUCCUGCUUAUUAUGGCUUAGUGGGUACUGAACAUGGAACUCUGAGUACAUACUUGUCAAGCUUAGUGCAACACACCUUUGAGGAUUUGGAAGAUGCUGGUUGCAUCAAAAUAACUGAAGAUAGUGUGGCUCCUACUAUGCUAGGCUCUAUGGCAUCUCAAUACUACCUUAAAUACAUGACAGUGUCAAUGUUUGGUUCAAACAUAGGUCCGGAUAUAUCUUUAGAAGUUUUCCUUCUCAUACUAUCUGGUGCAUCAGAAUACGAUGAGCUUCCUGUGAGGCAUAAUGAGGAAAAUUUUAAUGAAGCAUUGUCGAAAAAAGUUCCUUAUGAGGUGGAUCAAAAUUCCCUGGAUGACCCACAUGUUAAAGCUAAUUUACUUUUCCAGGCUCACUUUUCUCAACUGGAAUUGCCAAUUAGCGACUACAUAACCGACUUGAAGUCAGUUUUGGAUCAAAGUAUACGCAUCAUUCGAGCCAUGAUAGAUAUUUGUGCCAAUAGUGGAUGGCUUUCAAGUACGAUGACAUGUAUGCGUCUUAUGCAAAUGGUCAUGCAGGGUUUAUGGUUUAACAGAGAUUCUCAUUUGUGGAUGUUGCCACAUAUGACUGAUGAUCUUCUCAAUUUGCUACUCAAAAACAGCAUAUCAAGUGUACAGCAACUACUGGUUCUUCCCAAGCAACAUCUGCAGUCUGUUGUAGGAAGUUCCACUGCAUCAUGGCUAUAUCAGGAUCUACAACAUUUUCCCAAUGUUCAAGUGAAGCUAAAGAUUCCAAGAAAAGAGCCCAACAGUCUAAGCUUACCUGGUCUUAACAUUAGACUGGAAAAAACAAACCUUCAAAACAAAUCAUCUCGAGCAUUUACUCCUCGAUUUCCAAAGGUCAAGGAGGAAGCAUGGUGGCUGAUCCUUGGUAACACCUCGACCUCUGAAUUAUAUGCCAUGAAACACGUUUCUUUUUCUGACCGGUUAGUCACUCACAUGAAGUUGCCAUCAACUACAUUCACUCUCAAGGGAAUGAAAAUGAUACUAGUAUCGGAUUGCUAUCUUGGGUUUGAACAAGAAUACACUGUUGAAGAUCUUAUUGGGACUCAACAACUUGAAGCCGGGAGAUAAUUUAAAAUUCACAAUUUUUAGGUUUUGAGUAUUUGCAGGUUACAGUUUUGUUGCUACAUACUGAUCCACCUUAUUUAGUUACGAUAUUACGCAGGAAAAUGUCUUGUAAUUAUGUUUACAAUUUGUUCUUCUUUUUCCCCUGCCAGAGAAGUGUAAAUUACAUCGUGUUCUAAUUCAAGGUUGCAAGUAAUUACUUUGUCAA